AUGGCUAAGCCGGACGCAGAGCCUGUGGAGGCAUUUGAGGAUUAUGAAUCUCUCCCACCAAAUUUUUCGUUGAUUCAGAAUAUGGCCGCGGGCGCCUUUGCCGGAAUCGCGACCCGAAUGCAAAUCCUCAACCCCACCCCAUCCGCCGUAUACAAUGGUAUGAUACAAGGAGGAUACCGGAUAGCUACUGGAGAGGGGCUUCUCAGUUUAUGGCGCGGAAUGUCAAGUGUGGUUGUGGGAGCUGGACCCGCACAUGCUGUUUAUUUUGCUACUUAUGAAGCUGUGAAACAUCUUAUGGGAGGAAACAAAGCUGGUGUUCAUCAUCCUCUUGCUGCUGCUACUAGUGGAGCUUGCGCAACCAUAGCUAGUGAUGCCCUCAUGAAUCCUUUUGAUGUUAUUAAACAGCGUAUGCAAAUGCAUAAUUCGAAAGUAAUGUACAAAUCAAUGUUCGAUUGUGCUAGAUACGUCUACCGAACCGAAGGUCUUACCUCGUUCUACGUUUCCUACCCUACCACACUUUCCAUGACAGUUCCUUUCACUGCUCUUCAAUUCCUCGCAUACGAAUCGCUGUCGACCGUUAUGAACCCUACCAAAAAAUAUGACCCAUGGACUCAUUGUACAGCUGGUGCGAUUGGAGGAGGUUUCGCAGCUGCGCUUACAACCCCUAUGGAUGUGGUUAAGACUCUAUUACAAACUAGAGGAACGGCUAGGGAUGCAGAACUGAGAAAUGUCAGUGGUUUUGUGGAAGGGUGUCGAGUUAUUCAUCGAAGAGCAGGUUUGGCCGGAUUUUUCAAGGGUGUUAAACCAAGAGUGAUUACUACUAUGCCAAGUACUGCUAUUUGUUGGUCUGCAUACGAGGCUUGCAAGGCUUAUUUCAUUAGGCAGAACGAUAUGGAUGUUUAA
This is a messenger RNA of Sclerotinia sclerotiorum 1980 UF-70, 903 nucleotides long. RefSeq lists its product as hypothetical. Lineage: Eukaryota; Fungi; Ascomycota; Leotiomycetes; Helotiales; Sclerotiniaceae. The record is from RefSeq and is a predicted model, not a curated record. Gene Ontology annotation, molecular function: ferrous iron transmembrane transporter activity. Gene Ontology annotation, cellular component: mitochondrial membrane. Gene Ontology annotation, biological process: iron import into the mitochondrion. The transcript is spliced from 7 exons. The coding region runs from base 1 to 903 and encodes 300 amino acids.